Molecule: messenger RNA, 330 nt
Organism: Pseudovirgaria hyperparasitica
Lineage: Eukaryota; Fungi; Ascomycota; Dothideomycetes; Acrospermales; Acrospermaceae
Exons: 2
Coding region: 1-330 (109 amino acids)
Source: RefSeq, a predicted model, not a curated record
AUGUCCCUUGAACUAGUCGGGAUCACAGAUCCAGACCAACAUUCUCACUUGACUAUCAAGAUCGAAAAUACAGAGAAACGAGACGUUCUGCAAGCAACCGAGAAGAAAUACCAGAAGCUUUGGCAAGAUGAGAGGGUUUUCGAAGCUGAUGCGCCUUCAUGCUCAGAAUAUCCUCCAGGAUCCAUGAGCCAUGAAGAGCUACGUGCUCGAGUGCCGAAGUUCUUGAGUAAUGAUACUGGUCACCCAUUCCUACAAUUUAGAUUGACUUUGGCCAGGAACAAUGGCAUAUCCGUAAAGGAGAAUCUUUACUUGCAGAUGGCAAUCAGCUGA